Messenger RNA from Pisolithus orientalis, 501 nucleotides. RefSeq lists its product as uncharacterized. The record is from RefSeq and is a predicted model, not a curated record. The transcript has 4 exons. Bases 1 to 501 code for a protein of 166 amino acids. Lineage: Eukaryota; Fungi; Basidiomycota; Agaricomycetes; Boletales; Pisolithaceae.
AUGAGCAGGAUUUCUCAGACCUUUUCACUCCUUACUAAUUUAAGCUCCCGGUCAGGCGCGCUACUACCAAGCGAUGACCCCAACGUAGUCAAUGUCACUGAACAGUUACUCCCUCGCAAGCAAGAUGCCGCAUUUGGCGAACAGUUUGUCUUUCAGACAAAUCUGCACCAUCAACGCGUUGAUGCGAGACUGCUCCUGCUUCCCCCGUUCCCAUGUGACAACCCACCAUUCGCCAAGUCCGUAGCUUACCUUUCUAGUCGUUCCGGUUCUGUCAGGGCCCGCGUUCACCGUCUUCCUGGCGCAGAGGAACACCUGUUUCGCCUUUGUAUUUUUGCACGCGAGAGGGGUGUGAGAGUGACGUUGCCUCCGAUGUUUCGUGGAGUAGUGACUAUCAAGGACCACGACCUUGUUCGUCGCAGGAAGCAAAUUCGAUGCUCGCGUGCUUUCCGCGAAGCGCAUGCGGUGUGGGUUGAUCAAGUUCGAUACAUGCGCGUCGGAUAA